CCGCCUGCUCCUAGGGGACACCCGGAGGCCCCCGUCCCGCCGCCGCCUGCAACUACGAGGGCAUCCCGGGGCCAUCUGGAGUCGCCCGGACCUGAGAGGCUGCUGCACUGGUCCUCAGCCACCCCUCCGGAUGCUGGUGCUGCCGUCCCCUCAGCCCCUGGCACUUUCCUCUAGUGAGGCCAUGGACGACCCUCCCCGUCGGAAAGGCCGGUCCCCAGAACCUGGACCUUCCUCCUCCACAGGAUCUCCCCAGACUUCGUCCCCUCCGAGGCCCAAUCACUACCUGCUCAUUGACACCCAGGGUGUCCCCUACACAGUGCUGGUGGGUGAGGAGUCACAGAGGGAGCCAGGGGCUGACGGCACCUCAGCCCAGAAAAAGUGCUACAGCUGCCCCGUAUGUUCAAGGGUCUUCGAGUACAUGUCUUACCUUCAGCGACACAGCAUCACCCACUCAGAGGUGAAGCCCUUCGAGUGUGACACCUGUGGGAAGGCAUUUAAGCGGGCCAGCCACCUGGCCAGGCACCACUCCAUUCAUCGGGCAGGUGGUGGGCGGCCCCAUGGCUGUCCGCUCUGCCCUCGCCGCUUCCGGGAUGCAGGUGAGCUGGCCCAGCACAGCCGGGUGCAUUCAGGAGAGCGCCCGUUUCAGUGCCCACACUGCCCUCGCCGCUUUAUGGAGCAGAACACGCUGCAGAAGCACACUCGGUGGAAGCACCCGUGA
This is a messenger RNA of Propithecus coquereli (Coquerel's sifaka), 718 nucleotides long. It is a transcript of the gene ZNF581, whose product is annotated as zinc finger protein 581. The transcript is spliced from 2 exons. Gene Ontology annotation, molecular function: RNA polymerase II transcription regulatory region sequence-specific DNA binding; DNA-binding transcription factor activity, RNA polymerase II-specific. NCBI's taxonomy places the organism in Eukaryota, Metazoa, Chordata, Mammalia, Primates, Indriidae. Gene Ontology annotation, biological process: regulation of transcription by RNA polymerase II. Gene Ontology annotation, cellular component: nucleus. The coding region runs from base 131 to 718 and encodes 195 amino acids. The record is from RefSeq and is a predicted model, not a curated record.